GAUGCGUCAGGCAACAGACGCUCUCGGAUCGUCGCAAUCCAGCUACGGCCGCGCUUCGAAUUCUUCCGCUAUGACGAUUGUGAGUCUCUGCAUCACUCCGAGAUCGGGUCUACUGCCAUCAUUUGUUUAGAAAAUGAGGCUCGAGGUGAGAUUGAUGGCCAGAACCCCGAGGUUGUCAUCAGCUUCACAUGAGCACGCCCGACCUUCCUGCGACCGUAACACCUGCAGGCAGGAACCAAUGAACCUGCGAACAUGGCACGCAAAUGAAAAACGCGUGUUCGGACUCGAGCCUGAGCCUACAUGCUACUGACCCCCUGUCGGCCCUGUAUAAGUACGGUGCGGCGACCACGCCGUCAACCGAUACACACCGCGAUGCUCUCGUCGUUGAGGUCGGACUCCAGGAAUCCAGCCAGGAACACUCGUAGCGGGUCGUCAAAAUAUUUUGACAUGCCUCGGGGACUCUCGGUCCACGUCUUCAAGAACCCCGCAGCCCAAAUGCCUUUGCUGCCGUCGUAUCACACGGCACCCAAAGGGCAGUCCAACCAGGACAGGACCGUGGACGACUCCUCACGACCUAACUUCGAAAGAAAGGCCUCAUCGACCCCUCACGACCCCCUCCGCAUUACGCAGCCCGCCGUCUACGUCGACCCCAAGCGCGCAAAGUCAUCGAGAGGGAACGCUGUUUAUCCUUAUUCUUCAAGUGACACAUAUGUCUAUGGACGAUCGUUCUCUACCGCACCUGACGCCCUAGCAACAUCACCCUCAUCCGAGUCGUCGAGCUCCGAAUCAGAUAUCUUCUCGGAUUCUGCCAUCUCUGCGUCCAUCGAAAUAUCGUCGACGCGUGCUAGCAGCAGUACCGAGACUCUCGAGACGACAGCCCUUGCAAUCCAGUAUCCUUCCUCCGCGACUCGUCCCUCCUAUCCAAGAACCGGUUCUUCGUCCGACUGGCCGCGCAUCACACCUGACGGCUCUCGCAUUCUGCCACCAGGCCUGCCUCCAAUUUCUCGUAGUGCAUCGAGUCACGCGAACGGAACGCAGCCCAAACCAGAGAUGGUAUGGUUACCACCUGCCGAUGCUAUGUCCGACACCGAGGACGACACUUUUGUCGACGACAGUGACGACGUUGGCAUGCAGACUCAAGGGCGGCCCGUUAUUUUUGCGGCCAGGGAUGAUGGAGUACGCGACCCUCGGUAUGCAGGCUCACGCCCUGCACCUGCGCCCAUGAGACGUUAUUCAGAUGAGCGAGCGACUGCACAGCAGCUCCCUAUCCAGAGGAUGGGCUCCGAAGCUCCGCGCGGUCCACUGGGUCCUGCAAAAGCGUCGGAGAACCGUGGCCCUCCUAGCUUCGCUGCCACUGGUUCUACCUACAUCGUACCCAUUGAUGAUGGACGACGGGCGCCUCAGCUUGCUCCGCCUUCAAGAGCUAAUCCCGCCCCAGCGACGCCAGCAGCUCAGGUAUCUCGAAGUGAGGAUAAGCCUUCCAUCGCGCCCCUCCCGUCAGCAUCACGAGCCAACGGAUCGAAUGGCCAACAAAGACCGGACGCAUCUGUGCCAGUCAUGACUCGCAGUACAUCGACAUCAGCAGGCGCGCUGACCGUAUCGACGAGGCGCGCUGUGCGAUGGACGGAGAAUUUGAUGUGUCCAUGCCCCAUACCACGCAGCGAACGCCGGAAGGGAUGGUUCAAUCGCAGAGGUGACCAGCUGUGGACGAACGAUGGUUGCUUCAAGCCACCAGAGCCUGGUAGGGAGUACCCUCCAGAGCUUGUGGGAUACCCAGAACCGAAUGCGGGCUGGAUGAACGAAGAGGGGGUGAGAAUCGAUAUGGAACAUUGCCUGAUACCCAAACCUCCGCUUCGCUCCGCACUUAAACGCCCCAAGGUCGCCGUGGGCACACAGUAGGGCUGCUCCGACUGCCCUUGCCGAGCGACACUCCCCUUCACGAUUAACUUAUUCAUGAUUCUUAACGCAACGACGUCGACGAGCGCACGGCCAGUGCCCUUUAACUAUUGUAUCAUUAGUGCAGUACCCAUGAUCGCAAUGAUACCACCCCACGAUUACCAUCCUUGUCAAUCAGAGUCUAUGGAAAUUACAUCCUCGUCGACGACAUUCACAGUUGCACGUCUCGCCCGUGGUCGCUGACGU
Messenger RNA from Fomitopsis serialis, 2142 nucleotides. RefSeq lists its product as uncharacterized. NCBI's taxonomy places the organism in Eukaryota, Fungi, Basidiomycota, Agaricomycetes, Polyporales, Fomitopsidaceae. The record is from RefSeq and is a predicted model, not a curated record. The transcript has 5 exons. The coding region runs from base 301 to 1899 and encodes 532 amino acids.